AUGUCCAGGAGCUCCAUGACAAAAGUUCCAUCUAGAGUCCAUUCUUUAGUUCCAGAAACAUCUCUGGCGUCCUCUCGGGUGUCUGAUUUAUCGCUUUCGAGAACUGCAACAUCAGCCUCCACCAACUCGAUAACAUCGCAUUAUAGUACACUGGACUCCAAUUGGCUCCCUAACACUGCGAUCGUGAAUCAGCCGCGUAUAAAGAUCUCCUUGACUUUGAGUCCUAAAGAAAUUGAUCUUCUGAAAAGCUCGUGGAGCAAAGUCAUAAGCUCAUCGCCAACAGGAUCGGAGACUUCAAGAAUAAACACCCCAUCUAGUAUUCCUUCAGCAACUGGAUCUCUACGCGGAACUCCACAAAAACAGACCCGUUCAAUCAAUAUUGGAACGACAAAUUCAGGAUCCUCGUUUGCGUCGUCAUUAUUUUGUGUUCAGCUAUAUGAAAACUUCAUCGCUCGUGAUCCCAUGAUUGAAAAACUGAUCCCGUCAAUAAAGCACCAGGCAUCUGCUUUCGCAGGUGUGAUUAAUGUUGCCAUGUCCACAUUGGAUGACCUCAGCCGAAUGAACGAGUCUUUGGAAAGUCUUGGAAGGCUGCACUCAAGAAUUUUGGGAAUCGAGCCAGAGUAUUUCCAAACGAUGGGCGAAGUGCUGAUCAAAACUUUUAGAGACAGAUUUUCCAACGACAUGGCUGAUGGAUUCUCGCUCGAAACAGAAGAGGCCUGGAUCAAAUUGUACUGCUUCCUUGCGAACUCCAUAAUCCAAGGAGGAAUCGACCCAGUUAUCAAUUAUGAGUCACCUGCAGCCGAACAAGAUUCCGUUACCUCUUCUAAAAUCAAAAAGAAGCAGAGUGUUACAAGUUUAGACUCAUUGUCGGGAUCCACGUUGGCGUCCAAUUCCCUCCCAUCGCCCAAGAAAUCUCAUAAUAUUCCCAAACAAUCGUACCUGAAUGUGACGAAGAGAAAGCUGCAGAGAUCGGGCAAUUCAAAAACAGGUGCUAAAUCCAACGCCGAUUGUAUGAUUAUGUGA
Messenger RNA from Ogataea haglerorum, 1023 nucleotides. RefSeq lists its product as uncharacterized. NCBI's taxonomy places the organism in Eukaryota, Fungi, Ascomycota, Pichiomycetes, Pichiales, Pichiaceae. Gene Ontology annotation, biological process: nitric oxide catabolic process; cellular response to nitrosative stress. Bases 1 to 1023 code for a protein of 340 amino acids. Gene Ontology annotation, cellular component: intracellular anatomical structure. The transcript has a single exon. Gene Ontology annotation, molecular function: FAD binding; nitric oxide dioxygenase [NAD(P)H] activity; heme binding. The record is from RefSeq and is a predicted model, not a curated record.